GCACGCGUGUCAGAUGGGACGUAAACAAGCUACAGGAAGCGCAGCUGUUACAUAGAUCAUAGCAGGUGACAUGGAAAGGUGACGUGUCAUCAGAGUGAACAGCCAAUCCCAGGGCACUGUGCUGCGAUCAGAAAAUACCAGUGCAGCGCAGAGAUGACCGAGUGCUUCUUACCACCCAGUAGCAGCCCUGCGGAGCAGAGGAGGGCGGAGCAUCCAGGGGGCGUGGCUCGUACCCCGAGCUCAGAGGAGAUCAGUCCCACUAAGUUCCCCGGUCUGUACCGUACAGGUGACCCGUCGCCCCCUCACGACGGACACCACCAUGAGCCGCCCGACGCUGCGUCUGACGAUGAGAAGGAGCACAACAAGAAGAAGAACAAGUUCAAGAAGAAAGAGAAACGCACCGAGGGAUACGCUGCUUUCCAGGAGGACAGUUCAGCUGACGAUGCGGAGAGCCCGUCUAAAAUGAAGCGCUCCAAGGGCAUCCACGUCUUCAAGAAGCCCAGUUUCUCCAAGAAGAAAGAAAAGGACUUCAAGGUGAAGGAGAAGGGCCCUAAAGAGGAGAAGGCCAAAGACAAGAAGUCCAAAGACCUGACGGCUGCGGACGUGGUCAAGCAGUGGAAAGAGAAGAAGAAGAAGAAAAAGCCAAGCGCUGAGCCCGAACCCAUCAUCACAGAGGUGGCAGUGACGUUCAGGCCGAUAUUCGGAGCUCCUUUAGUGGAAGCGGUGAGGAGGACAGCACUGUAUGAUGGGAUACAACUGCCGGCCAUCUUCAGAGAGUGUGUGGACUACAUCGAGAGCUAUGGCAUGAAAUGUGAAGGCAUCUAUCGAGUGUCCGGUAUGAAGUCUAAGGUGGACGAGUUGAAAGCGGCAUAUGACCGUGAGGAGUGUCCGUGUCUGGAGGAGUAUGAUCCGCACACGGUGGCCAGCCUGUUGAAGCAGUACCUGCGAGAGCUGCCUGAUAAUCUGCUGGGGAAGGAGCUGUCUCUGCGCUUUGAGGAGGCCUGCGGGAGACCCAGCGAGGCCGAGAAGCUGCAGGAGUUCCAGCGGCUCCUGACGGAGGUGCCGGCGGGCAGCAGACUCCUCCUGGCCUGGCUGAUUACACAUAUGGACCACGUCAUCGCCCGCGAGGCCGACACCAAGAUGAACAUCCAGAACAUCUCCAUUGUGCUCAAUCCUACCAUACAGAUCAGUAAUCGUGUGCUGUACGUGUUUUUCACUCACGUCCGGGAGAUGUUUGGUGAUGUGUUUCUGAAGCCGGUCGUUCAUCCUCUUCGCUGGUCCAAUAUGGCCACCAUGCCCACCCUGCCGGAUACUCAGGAGAGCAUUAAAGAGGAGAUCCGCAGACAGGAGUUCCUCUUGAAUCGUCUGCACAGAGACCUGCAGGCCGGUGUGAAGGAUUUAUCCAAAGAGGAGAGACUCUGGGAGGUUCAGCGGAUCGUCACUGCACUCAAACGCAAACUUCGAGAGGCCAAGAGACAGGAGUGCGAGACUAAAAUUGCGCAGGAAAUCGCCAGCCUGUCUAAAGAGGACGUGUCUAAGGAAGAGAUGACGGAGAACGAGGAAGAGGUCAUUAAUCUUCUUCUGGCUCAGGAGAAUGAGAUCCUAACAGAGCAGGAGGAGCUGAUUUCCCUGGAGCAGGUGCUGCGGAGACAGAUCGCCACUGAGAAGGAGGAAAUCGAGCGACUGCGUGCAGAGAUCGCUGAUAUACAGAGCCGUCAGCAGGGCCGCAGUGAAACAGAAGAGUAUUCAUCAGACAGCGAGAGCGAGAGUGAAGAUGAAGAAGAGCUGCAGAUGAUUCUAGAAGACCUGCAGAAACAGAACGAAGAGCUGGAGAAUAAGAACACUCAUCUGAAUCAGGCCAUCCACGAGGAGCAGGAGGCCAUAUUGGAACUGCGCGUUCAGCUCCGCCUCCUUCAGAGUCACAAGCUGCACCAGGAGCUUGUGGCUCCGCCCACAACAGAACAAGCCCCGCCCUCCCAACCCAGCCCAGAGGAACGGUCUCGAGUGGACGAGCCGAUUAAACGCACCCCAGCAGCGGCCGUUAUUGAAACCACUGCCAUAGCAGUCACAGCCGCUCCGUCCAAUGGGAAGCCUGGAAAAGAUGCCAUGAAGCCGUCGCCCAGCAAAGAGAAGAGGGAAGCCAACAUGUAAACCAUUAACCACAUCACUUCUGCUCGUGUUUGCGCAUCACAAAAACUGUAGGGUUCAAGGUGAGACACUCAUUACACUGGGAGGAAACUGGGACAGCCGCGGGAAAUGUAGGUCAAUAAAUCUGAAUCAUUUCUCAUUGGUUGUUAUCACAGUGGACUGAAGUUGGCUCUUCGUGUUUGAUUUGUGUGUGAAGUUGCAGCAGCGCAAUCAGAUCUUUGAGAGUGUUAAGGACAGUUCGAUCUGCCCUUUGACCUCUGUUAAAACAGACUUUUUUUUUAAGUUAAGAGUAUUAGGGGUUUUUCUGUUUCAAAAUCUCACGAUUGCUAGUGAAUCUCAGUGGGACAGGUCACAUUUUACUCCAAAAUCAAGUUAUAUUUUUGGCAUGAAGAAAUUGAAGCCUAUUGUUAGAACAUAUUUCUAACAUUAUAUAACAUUGUUUAGGACUAUUUUUUUUUCUGCAGUUGUUAUUACCUUAAUGGAUUUUCUGCUCAUUGCUGAAAUGUGAAAUAUUAUUAUUAUUUUAAUUACAAUAUUAUUGAAGUUAAAUGGGCUAUUUAUUAUUCAGAUUUAAAGUAUCAGUAUAUUAUAGCAUUUAAAUAGAAGAAAUAACUUGAUUAUAAUAAUUUAUUUUGAAAUUAUUCUAACAUUUUGAUAAAAUCUCCAUCCACAAAAAUGUAAUUGUACAAAAAAUAGAAAAAAAAAAAGAAAAAAAAGAUAAAUUAUGGAGUAAAAUGUGACCUGAAGACCGGUUUUCUCAACAUUUCAAGAUUGAGCAAAUGCAGAUAUUAUUA
Molecule: messenger RNA, 2942 nt
Organism: Danio aesculapii
Lineage: Eukaryota; Metazoa; Chordata; Actinopteri; Cypriniformes; Danionidae
Gene: ralbp1
Product: ralA binding protein 1
Exons: 10
Coding region: 154-2151 (665 amino acids)
Biological process (GO): endocytosis; small GTPase-mediated signal transduction; positive regulation of GTPase activity
Cellular component (GO): membrane
Molecular function (GO): small GTPase binding; GTPase activator activity
Source: RefSeq, a predicted model, not a curated record